AUGAGCGACGUGGUGGAGCGGACGCUGAGCGCCUUGCCCGGCUUGCUGGGGCAGCACGAGCCGGGGGCUGGGCUGGGCGGCGGCGGGGGACCCGGCCGGAGCUCGGCCACCUCUCGCCUCGGCGGCCUCAUCCGGAGCAUCACCGCGCUCGCCUCCAAACAUGUACGCGGGGCUUGGGGCUGCGGGGCCUGGUUUGCCUCCUUGGGAACCGGCGGGGCUUUGCUUCCGAGUAGGCGAGGCCUUUGCUCGGCUUCCACCCGCAGCCGGGCUCGGGUCCCUUGUCAGCGCGGAGGAAAUCUGGGGGAUGGGUAGGGUGCGGCGAGAGUGCCUCUGGGCAUGCACAGAGUGCCCCACGGUGCUCCUCGCCUCAGGACGCGGCCGAGGGCGAGCCUCCUUCAGCAGCGUCCUCGGAAGUUUGCAUGUAUGAAACGGCUUUGUUUUGGCAGCGUUUGGGUGGCAAUAUCGUGAUGUUUUACGUGGCUUUUUAAUUAUUAUUCAUUCAUUUAUUAUUAUUUAUUGAGUUCAUAUACCGCUCUAUACCCGGAGGUCUCAGGGCGGUUCACAGAAAAGAUCGCAGCGUCAGAAUAAAAACAACCCAAUAACAGAAUAAAUAACAGAAUAAAAAUCAGAAUAAAAACAACCCAAUAACAGCCCCCCACCCAGAAAAGAGCCACAUUUUAAAAGGGUGUACAGGAUGUCAAACAGAUUAUUUUAUUAUCGUUUACAUAUCAUAUUGUGGAAGUUUAUGGAGUAAUUUGCCAAUCUUGGGGAAUUUUUUUUAAAAAAUAAGAUGCUUGCAACUUUUGAGGUGGGGAACGGUUGAAUUAGGUUUUGUGGAUUAGAAAGAGAGUUUAGUGCAGUAAAACAAGCACAUCUUAUCCGCUGUUAUCAGUAGUGGGGUGGUAAUUUUUUUGUUUUUAGGGAGUGCUUCUUUCUUUCUGCCCCUGACUGGCGCAAAAUAAAGAAUUUGAGACCAAAAAACAAAAACAAAAAUCAAGGUGGGGGGAGGUACCCCAGGGUGUGUGCAGAUGGAGAAUAUGAUUCUAGGUUAGGAGGAAUCCAAAAAGGGAAUCCCUAGUUUAUCAGGGCAGCAAGGGCAACUCGUCCUGUUGAUCAGAUGUGGGGCACUUAAGUUCCUGGGAGGGUUGCAGGUUUGAGGCCAAAGAAGGAAGAAUAUGACCUGUUAGAUAGCUCCCAGAAAAGCAAGUAUCUUAAAAAAACCUAACAAGAUUGGAAUGAACAUUGCAAAUUUGCAAACGUGACCAGGAUGCUCUGUUUCAGCAUUUCAUACUGUCAAAACUGGUUAUUUAAAAAGUUUGGUUCUUCGAAGUUUAGCCGUGAUUCAGGCAAAGUUAGGCAUUCUUUCAUGCGCCUUGAUUUCAGCGAGAGUUUUUACCAGUGCUUUUUUCUGGGAGGACGCAGGGGUACGCAUACCCCUAAACAUUUGGAGAAUCUAAGUUUGGCCUCAUUGAGGGGCAGUAUUUCAAUAUGAGUAGGAAAAUGAGAGUACCCAUAAACAUUUUUUUUAGGAAAAAAGCACUGGAUCUAGGCAUGUGUUUAACUUCCCAUUGACAGCAGAAAAUUGUUAAGGACAUUAUGGUAGGAUGCAUCAACAGAUAUGCAAUAAGAGUAUUAUUAUUUUUUUAAAAAUGAAAUAUUGUGUUGCAUUGUGAACAACUUUUUGACAUCUAGAUGGUGUGCUUAAAAAAACAGACCCAACUAUAUGCGGAAGUCCAAUGUAAUUGUAUACACUAUUGAUGUAUAGAUGUCAAGAAAAUAGGAAUAUUUUUUGGCUGACAUAUGUGACAAAGUGCCUUUUGUUUUAUAGUUUUAUGUCUAGUGAAGUAGUAAGUAUUUACAAAAUGCUUUAAAUUUUUUCUUUACUAGGAGGAAGAAAAACUAAUCCAACAGGAAUUAAAUAAUUUAAAAGCAACAGUUUCUGCACCCACUACAACACUGGUAAGUUGUAAAAGAGAAAUGCCAAUUCUGCCUGUCCUAGCGUUUGAACGAUUUUUGCUCGUGGCGUAUAUGUUCCAUGAGAUAUUCCACUAGAGCAGGGAUGGGGAACCUUUGGCCCUCUUGAUGUUGCUGGAUUGCACCUGCCAUCAUCUACAACAGUAGAGUGUUGGUUUGAGGCUGGCAGGGAGUUGAAAUCCAUCAACAUCAGGAGGGCCAAUGGUUCCCCAUGCCUGUUGUUGCUGCCACCCGUCUUUCUUGAGAGACAAUGGAGUGUACCUCCAGGAGUGAAGUCAAACUGCUGCACCGAAGUGACUUCCACGGGGCGCAAGCCUGGGCAGUGUGCAUGGAGGUCCUGGGCCCUCUUCUUGGCUUUGCUGAUGGAAAGCAAAGCAAUAUGGCUCCAGCUUGGCUGCAGGAGUUGCUGAAAGGCGCCAUCCACCCACCUUAGGGACUACACUCCAAAUUUGUGUAGGACUUACUCCUUAGACUUUACUUCUCCCGCAAGGCAUCAGAGGUUUAGGAUCAGAGUUUAGGACCAGAGAUUUAGGAUGAGAUCUACAGUGGACGCUUGGGUUGUGAACGUGAUCCAUGCGGGAAACACGUUCGCAACCUGCAGCGCCGCGUGUGCACACGCACGGGUUGUGAUUCGGCGCUUCUGCGCAGGCAUGACCACCGAAACCUGCAAGUACAGUGGUACCUCGGGUUACUUAAUUCGUUCCGGAGAUCCGUUCUUAACCUGAAACUGUUCUUAACCUGAAGCAUCACUUUAGCUAAUGGGGCCUCCUGCUGCCGCCGCGCCGCUGGAGCACAAUUUCUGUUCUCAUCCUGAAGCAAAGUUCUUAACCCGAGGUAAUAUUUCUGAGUUAGCGGAGUCUGUAACCUGAAGUAUAUGUAACCUGAAGUGUAUGUAACCUGAAGCAUAUUGAACCCGAGGUACCACUGUAACCCGUUCUGGUACUUCCGUGUUUUGACGCGUCCGUAACCCGAAAAAACGCAACCUGAAGCGUCUGUAACCAGAGGUAUGACUGUAGUUAGACCUACCCUAAGCUAUUUAUCAUAGUGGUGCAGUGGGACCUCUCUUGAAUCCUAUAGCUCUCCAACUGAUGAAUCUUCAGAAUAGGAUUGCACUCACUGUAAUGUUAAAGAAAAGCUUGAAAAUGGGGGGGGGGGGGGAGCUUAACGGAAUCACAGCCUUAACCAGAGCAGGAUUGAAUAGUGAAAGUGCUCCCAUGAUUUUAAAAAGAAGAUACCAGAAGUGGUCCUUAGUCUUUGCCAUCUGUGGGUAAUAGCUCCCGUGCCACAUUCAGAUAGUAGCAAAUAAUUGCUUCUUCUUUUAUUUUUUGGUGUUGUAUACAGCUUGCUAAUUGUUUGCUGGAAUUCAUUAGCAUUGUUAAUGUUGAUGCUCUUUGUAGAACUAGCACUUGAGAAGCCCACUUAUUUCAGUUUGUGAUUUGCUUCUUGCAUUUCAGAAAUUGAUGAAGGAAUGCAUGGUGAGGCUGAUCUAUUGUGAGAUGCUGGGCUAUGAGGCCUCUUUCGGAUACAUCCAUGCCAUCAAGUUGGCACAACAAGGAAACCUUUUUGAGAAAAGGGUCGGUACGUAUUCCAAAGCAUCACGUGACAGUAUGCUGCUCAUCAAAACUCAUGUAUAGCUCUGGUUGUCUUAGGACUGUGGCAGGUUCACUGGAACGCAAGAACUGAGCAGGUUGGUCCAUAAUAAGUCCUUUACUACCCAUGAUUUGUGGGAUGCGGGUGGCGCUGUGGGUUAAACCAGAGCCUAGGACUUGCUGAUCAGAAGGUUGGUGGUUCGAAUCCCCGCAACAGGGUGAGCUCCCGUUGCUCGGUCCCUGCUCCUGCCAAAAUAGCAGUUCGAAAGCAUGUCAAAGUGCAAGUAGAUAAAUAGGUAAGGUACCUUCCGGCGGGAAGGUAAACGGCGUUUCCGUGCGUUGCUCUGGUUCGCCAGAAGCGGCUUAGUCAUGCCGGCCACAUGACCCGGAAGCUGUACGCCGGUUCCCUGAGCUAAUAAAGCGAAAUGAGCGCCGCAACCCCAGAGUCGGCCACGACUGGACCUAAUGGUCAGGUGUCCCUUUACCUUUACUUACCCACGAUUUAAUUAUGGAUGAUGGAGCCCAAAGUGGUAGAUCAUAAGAACUAGGCAGUACCUCCAGAUUCAGUGAAGUCUUCUUAAACAGAGGGUGGAGCACCACCACCUAUUUAUGGGUAGUUUCUUCCUGCAGAGAAACAUUAACCACUCCUUGGCCUAUAAAUCUUGUCCCGCUAGCUGGAGAAGCAGGCACCUCCCCCCACAUCCCCAUGGGCCAAAUUUUAAGUAGUCAGUUUUAUGAUAGUAUAAAAUGCUGAAACAAAGCUUGCAAAUCCGCAAACUUCCUUUGCUGUAAUGCAGUGUUUCCCAAACUUGAGUCUCCAGCUAUUUUUGGACUACAAUUCCCCUCAUUCCUGACCACUGGUCCUGCUAGCUAGGGAUGAUGGGAGUUGUAGUCCAACAACAGCUGGAGACCAAGUUUGGGAAACACUGCUCUAAUGGACUAGGUUUUGCUUUUCACUGUUACUCUCCAGUAGCUACCCUUGUGGCAUACUGUUGGGAGAUUCCAGAAAGGCAAACUAAUAUUAAAUAUUAAUAUUAAAAUAACUAAUAUUUAUCUUGGCCUUGGCCCUGUAUACUUGAAGGAGUGUCUCCACCCUCAUUGUUCAUCCCGGACACUGAGGUCCAGCUCUCAGGGCCGCCUGGCAGUUCCCUCACUGCGCAAGGUGAAGUUACAGGGAACCAGGCAGAGGGCCUUCUUGGCAGUGGCGCCCGCCCUGUGGAACACCCUCCCAUCAGAUGUCAAGCCGAUAAAUAACUAUGCAACUUUUAGAAGACAUUUGAAGGCAGCCUUGUAUCAGGAAUUUUAAAAUGUUUGAUGUUUUAUUAUAUUUUUAUAUGUAUUGGAAGCCACCCAGUGUGGCUGAGGCAUAAAGAAUAAUAAUAAUAAUAAUCAUAUUAAUAGUAGUUGUUUUCAUUAUUGAAUAGUAUAAUAAUAUUUUUUUAAAAAAAACCAAUUUUUGCCUUUUUGUUUCUCAGACAGUUUGUUAUUUAGAUUUUCCAAAACACAAGCAUUUUGUGUUUUGGGAAAACCAUAAGCUGUUCUGAGCUUGCAAGUCAGAGCAUGACAGAAAUGGAAUACAAAUAAUUUGGAACACCUGAUAUAGGUUAAUCUUUCUUUUCUUUUAGGUUAUCUGGCAGUUUCUCUAUUUCUUCAUGAAAACCACGAACUGCUGCUUCUGCUUGUGAAUACAGUUGUGAAGGUAACAGUUUUGUGGGAAGUUUGGAGGUAAACAUCACACUGACCUCAGGCCUGAGUUGUUCUCCUUUAAAAAAAGAAAAACUUUAAUUCAAAACCCUCAUAUGAUGUAUUUAUUAAUAAACUCCUUUCUUCAAUCUGUUAUAUCCGAAAAUCAAUAAAAUGUGGUAAAAAACCCUCGUUUCCCAGCCAGGACCUUAAGAAGAACACAAGGGCAAUGUGCAAGGUUGUUUCUGCUUGUUCUUAGGCCUUCUCAGUUCCCCCCUUCUGGAAGGCCUGAAGAUCCUUGGUGAAAUUCCUUUCUGAGAAUCCCAACGGCUCUCCAAUGGCUCUCCAUAGUGGCAUUCUGCAUAGUAUGACGGGCUGUCAUUGGAGAAUAAAAUAGGUUACCCCCCACCCCAUUCUUCAUUCUUCUCUGUAUGUGUGUGUGUGUGUCUGCCUGUGUCUGUGUCUGUGUGUCUUCUAAUUGCUCUUUUGUGAUUGUUAAACAAAAACCAAAAUGGCUUCUGGCUCCUUUCCUCAUCAUAUUCAGGUAGAUUAUUUGGGUCUGUGGGACUUUUCUUUUGAGUACAAUGCAGCUAUUGAGACACAUAAUUUUUGUGUUGGUUCCUGCAACCCCUCCCCAUUCAAAAAAAUCUGUUCUAAGCCCAGUGACAAUCAAACCAGUGCUGUGGGACUUUUUUUGUUGUUGAUGCAAAAAAAUAAAAUCCAAAAAGAGAAAGGUUUAGUAAUUAUUCAUUUAAGACGUUUAUUAACGCCCCACCCUUCAGCCAAAAUAACUCUGGGAGUGGCUUACAAAAACCAGUACUAAGACAGUCCUUGCUCUAGCUCGUAAUCUAAAAUGACACGGCAUGCAAGGAAAAAGGAAUUGGGCAGGAGGAGGGAAAAGCAAGCUCAUCAAGUAACAGUUUUCACAAAGCAGUUACAUAGUUUUGUCAGUGGGGAUUCUGGCUGUCUGGAAGAGCAGCAGCUUUUCGCUGACGUUAGUGGUGGUUUUGUCUUGAUAAAGAGUGGUCUCUUGUUGGAAGCACUCUUCUCCGCCAUCCCCCAAGUUCAAGAGGAAGGCAGGUGACAAUAUCCAGGCCAAGAGGACAGGGCAGCUCUUGCCACACAGUUCUUCUCUCAGGCAGCAGAAUCGAUGGUUGAGAUCUCUCAGGAGGAGACUCGAUGGUGUUGUCCCCUGUUGUCAGUGGUGGUUCCCCUUCCUAGCCACACUGCUCUUCCACUUGAAAUUGCAGUUCCAGGGAACAAUCUUAUUCUUGAUCCACUUGCUGAGAGGCUGUGGGAUAUAUAGCAAUGCCCCCUGCCCCAAUGCCCUUGCCACAUGAGAUAAUACAGACACGACGUCAGACAGGUCUGCUGAAUCAGGCCAGUGUAGUGCAACAUCCUGUUCUCACCGUGGCCUAUGGGAUGUGCAGGUGUAAUGGCACAACAGCCAAGAUGGGACAGAGGCCUGGACCAGGGAUGUGAGUUGGUUGGAGGAGGAGCAGACUUUCCAAAUCCUGUACCCCUUCAGGUCCUGGUAAAGGUAAAGAGACCCCUGACCAUUAGGUCCAGUCGUGACCGACUCUGGGGUUGCGGCGCUCAUCUCGCUUUAUUGGCCGAGGGAGCCGGCAUACAGCUUCCGGGUCAUGUGGCCAGCAUGACUAAGCCGCUUCUGGCGAACCAGAGCAGCGCAAGGAAAUGCCAUUUAUCUUCCCGCCAGAGCGGUACCUAUUUAUCUACUUGCACUGGUGUGCUUUCGAACUGCUAGUUUGGCAGGAACAGGGACUGAGCAACGGGAGCUCACCCCGUUGUGGGGAUUCGAACCGCCGACCUUCUGAUCGGCAAGUCCUAGGCUCUGUGGUUUAACCCACAGCGCCACCCACGUCCCUUACUCAGGUCCUGGACAUGCUCUCCAAAUAGCCGCAAAAGGAGGUGGUCACAUGGGUUGCUAAAGAGGAAGUGUGAGUCAAAAAAGGCUAAUCGCCCCACGCAGGAGCCAUAAUAUUGGCUCAUGGUUGGUUCACUGUCCUAUACCCAAAGCCGAAGAGCCUCUCCCCACCUUUUGUAGUAUGAUGCUGUAGCUUGGAUUCAAACCUGGCAAAUUUGAGUCUUAACAAGAGUGUUGAUUAUGGAAGUAAAAAUUGUAAACAGGUUCUGUUUGUUUGUUUGUGUUUGUUUGUUUUGAAAGUACGGUGGUACCUCGAGUUACAAACGCCUCAGGUUACAAACGCUUCAGGUUACAAACUCCGCUAACCUGGAAGAGUUACCUCGAGUUGAGAACUUUGCCCCAGGAUGAGAAUGGAAAUCGUGUACCUGCGGCGCAGUGGCAGCAAGAGGCCCCAUUAGCGAAAGCAUGCCUCUACUUAAGAACAGUUUCAGGUUAAGAACAGACCUCCGGAAUGAAUUAAAUUUGUAACUAGAGGUACCAUUGUGCAUUAUGAGAGAUCUUAACUUGAGGGGGAAGUUAACGGCUUUGUUUUCAUGUGUCUUGACAGGAUUUGCAGAGUACUAACCUCCUGGAAGUGUGUAUGGCUCUGACUGUGGCAAGCCAAAUCUUUCCGCGGGAAAUGAUUCCAGCUGUCCUUCCGCUAAUAGAAGAUAAACUUCAGCAUUCAAAGUAUGUCUUUGCUUACAAAAUUCUAGGAAACCUGAGUUCAGUUUCAGAACUGUGAUAUAAGCAUGGAUCUUAAGAUAUGUCUGGAUGAAACAAUAGUAUAGUUGGCUGCCAAUCAGGUGCACUGAUUUGUCUCUUCUAGGGAAAUUAUCAGAAGAAAAGCAGUCCAAGCGUUGUACAAGUUCUACCUUAUUGCUCCCAACCAAGUUCAGCACAUCCACGACAAGUUCCGGAAGGCACUUUGCGACAGGGAUGUGGGAGUUAUGGCUGCUUCGUUGCACAUCUAUCUCCAAAUGGUGAAGGUGGGGAUCUUAAACAGCAACAGCACUGGAUAACCAUGUACUGCAUCGAAAAACACCUAGCAGCACACUUGUUCCACUGGGAAAUUGUUUUGCACCAGUGGAAUUUCUUUGCACAAGAGAGUGCACACACAGCUGCUGCUAAUUUUAUUGUGCAAGAGACCCCACAAUGUGCCAUGCGACAAGUUUCCACUAGCACAGGGGCGGGAAAGCUUUUGAGCUCCAUUUGGCUCAGGAUCAGCCUUGUGGGCCAAAUUUUACAGAUGGACGGGACAGCCUACCUUCCAUUUACAUGAUGUCACAUGAUUGACACAUGGAUGACCCCCGCCUGCCUCUUAAAAUCCCUUGCACAGGAUUCCCAAGUGCCUGGCAGCCAGCUGGGAACAUGCAGCCGCUUCAAAUCCUUCUUUGCUGUUUGCAAAGCGCUUUCUGACAGUCCCCUUUGCUCAUGUUUCAGCCUCUACGGGGUCAAUGGCCUUAAGCCCUUUGCAAAAUUGCCCUUUGAAACACCUGUCCCCCUACUUUGGACAUUGAUGUUUAAAGGAAAAGAGGUACAGCAGCUUCAAAAAGUGCUUUUUGCAAAGGGUUUUCAGGCAGCUCCUCCACCGCUCCUGUUUGAGCCUCUGGCAGCUGGAACAGCAGCAUUGGGGCUGUUUAAAGAACUUUGCAAAAAGUACUAAGUAAUUAUUUGAAGUUGCUCUGCAUUUAUUCAAGUCGGGUGGGGGGAUCCUUGCUCCUCUUGCCCACCUGCCUGCUUAAAGGAGAAGCUUUGAGCUGUUUCAGAGUGCUUUUGCAAAGGGCUUUAACUCUCACCAUUCAGCUCAUGAAUGGGGAUUAAAUCCUGUUCCCUGUUUGGGACGGUGUGGAGCCAAUGCAGUAUUAAACUGUCCUCCCACCAGCCUGAUGGGCAAGUGGAUGUGGUCUGGGGGAAAUGGCAUUACUGGCCAAAUAGGGCAUCUUGAUGGGCCAAGACUGAUCUCCUGGCCAGAGGUUUACCACCCCUGCACUAGUGCAAAUGUUGACUUGGAUUCCACUUGUGGACAUCAUUACAACUCAUCAAUGUGCAAGAUAUUUUGCCAGCAGACAUAGAAUGCUGGACACUGCACAAUAUGACCUGGGCUUAUGCCUUCAGUGAAGUGACCAAGAGAAACCUUAACUGUGCAUCAGCAUUGCAGCAUUUCUGUCUGCUCAGGCCAGUGUUUGUGCACUUCUGACAUAUUAUUAUACGAAAAGCUGCCUUCUACUGAGUCAGACCAUUGGCCCAUCUCAUUCAGUAUCGCUUGCACUGGCUUGCAGCAGCUCGCCAGCGUUUUGGCUAGGGUCUCUCCCAACCCUAGCAGGAGAUGCUGGAGUUGAACCCGGGACCUUUUGAUGGGCGUAAUGAGUUUCUUUUGCACAUUUUUGUGCUUCUUGGCUGUAUUUUAUUUUGAUUUUUAAAAUAGGGGGAAAAAACAUUGCAUGAAAAAGCAAGGAGAGACAAAUGAGUAAGUGAAACAUUAAUAGCUUUUGUUUCUGUUUCUAUAAGGUCUCUCUGUGUUUUGUCUCUUUGUCUAGGAAAACUCUUCUGGAUACAAAGACUUGACUGGCAGCUUUGUCGCUAUUCUAAAGCAGGUAGUGGGAGGAAAACUCCCUGUAGACUUCAAUUAUCACAGUGUGCCAGCUCCUUGGUUACAAAUCCAGCUUCUAAGAAUAUUGGGGCUGCUUGGAAAAGAUGAUCCAAGGUAGACUUUCUCUUCUUGGCUUGAACUUUUCAACAGUUCACGCUGGUCCCUCUCACUUUGUUACCGUACUCCCAUGAAACAAAAAAUAAAACAAUAAGUUUUGCAAGGGGCAGGGUUUGCCAUCUGUUCCUCAACCGUUGACGCGGCUCAUUCUUUGCGCUGCUCCAGUAAUGAUAUGAAGGUCCCCCCUUAAAACGAUCAUAAGGGGUGGUUGGACUACAUGACUGAGAUCGUGAGGCUAAUUUUGUGCUAAAAAACAUUGUUCCUUCUCUCUUUGUAACAGGACCAGCGAAUUAAUGUAUGAUGUUCUGGAUGAAUCUUUAAGGAGAGCGGAGAUAAACCAUAACAUUACGUAUGGUAGGUUACAGCACAUUUCCUAAACGAAGGAUAUAGGGCAGAUUUCAGUGCCUGAACUAACCUUUGCAGGAAGCGAGUCUGGGGAACUAAGGCGGAUAGCGGUGACAAGAGAUGAAAUUCUAGGCUUGCCAUCAAAAGACAUGAGAAUACCUGAGAGAUCAUUCCGUAAGCAGACUUUCUGGGUGAUUAUCACUGUUGAGCAUUAGCAAGCAGGGGAACUCAGAAAAGAACCUCAGAAGGUCUUAACACAUGGAUUAAUGUGGUCCUUUAAAGGUACCCAUACAUAGAUCGGAAGGUAACUAAGGGUGUUUCAGAAUGUAAGAAAUGCAUUCCUGAAGCAGCUAGCCUAUCCUUCAAAUACAUCCAGUAGAAAUGGAACAUGGAGUGCUAGAAAUAUAAAAAUCCACAUGCUCAGGAGUGCUUUCAACAAAGGCCACAGCACCAAAGUUCUGAUGUCUCUAUAAACUAAUGAGACUUGUUUAAUAUUCAUGUGCCUAUUUGUUUUUACAGAAACUAUCAUUUUCUUUUUCAUUGAUCUUCUUGCAGCAAUCUUGUUUGAAUGUGUCCAGACAAUUUACACAAUUUACCCUAAAUCUGAUCUACUUGAGAAGGCCGCCAAAUGCAUUGGAAAAUUUGUCCUGUCGCCUAAAAUUAAUUUGAAAUAUUUGGGUAAGUUCUCCCGAUUGUCACAACCCUGUGCGUUUGAUGCCGAAUGCCCGUGUUUUCAGCUUGCAUUCUUUGCAGUAACUUUUCUUUCUAGGAUUAAAGGCCCUAACAUAUGUUGUCCAGCAGGAUCCUGCCCUAGCACUGCAGCACCAAAUGACAAUAAUUGAGUGCUUGGAUCAUCCUGAUCCCAUUAUUAAAAGAGAGGUAAGUGGAAUUUUAACAAGCACAAUCUUUAGUAAUAAAUUUCAAAUUGGUAUUCUCUUAAUAUUGCUCCCCCAUUGUGGGGAUUUGUGAUAUUUACUGUAAGAAUGACAGCUUCCCAUGUUUGUGCGGGAUAUAAUGUGCAUAUUAGAUGGUUUUGAAAGAAGUUAUCAUUCCUCUUUAACUUCUGACAUAAAGAUAUUGAGCAAAAUGAAAAAUGUUACCUUUAGACUGAUUUAGUGCCAGCAUAGCAAGAUACCCAUCUGGAACUAAUGACUACUUUUGUAUCUGGGAGUGUACUGGUCUGUUCUUUCCAUUAGGAGUAGCCAAUCCAUGAAUGCAAAAUAAAAAUGAAAUAAAAUUGUUAGUAUAGAUUGGGUUUCUAGCUGAAAAGAAAAAAACCCUUGUGAACCAGAGUACAUGCAGAUUUCUAGGUGAGGUUGUCGCCUGCAGUCCAGUCCAGUGGUACCUUGAUUUGCAUAUGUUUUGGAUUACAAACAUGUCAAACCUGGAAGUGCGUGUCCCGGUUUGCAACCAUUUUUUUGGAUUACAACCCAUUUUUUUAUUAUUACGAACCAAUUUUUUUUGGAGACCCCAAUGGCGAAAGCGUACCUUGAGUUACAACCUGUUUUGGUUUACAAAUGGACCUCCGGAACAGAUUAUGGUUGUAAACCAAGGUAACACUGUAUUCCAUGUGUGUUGUGUGGACACAAGCACAUGCAGUUGCAAACUUGUGUAAAAAGGUACAGUCAUACCUCGGGUUGAAGUAGCUUCGGGAUAAGUAUUUUCGGGUUGCACGCUGCGGCAACCUGGAAGUAACGGAGUGCGUUACUUCCGGGUUUCGCCGCUCACGCAUGCACAGAUGGUCAAAAUGACAUCAUGUGCAUGCGCAGAAGCAGUGAAUCACAAAUCGCGACCCGCGCAUGCGCAGGUUGCAUUCGCUUCUGGAUGUGAACGGGGCUCCGGAGCGGAUCCCGUUUGCAUCCAGAGGUACCACUGUAAAGGUAAAGGGACCCCUGACCAUUAGAUCCAGUUGUGGCCGACUCUGGGGUUGCGGCGCUAAUCUCGCUUUAUUGGCUGAGGGAGCCGGCAUACAGCUUCCGGGUCAUGUGGCCAGCAUGACUAAGCCGCUUCUGGCGAACCAGAGCAGCUCACGGAAAUGCCAUUUACCGGCGAAGUGGUACCUAUUUAUCUACUUGCACUUUGAUGUGCUUUCGAACUGCUAGGUUGGCAGGAGCAGGGACCGAGCAAGGGGAGCUCACCCUGUUGCGGGGAUUCGAACCACCGACCUUCUGAUCGGCAAGUCCUAGGCUCUGUGGUUUAACCCACAGCGCCACAUGAAUGUCUCAGCAGCGUGAUUUCUGAAGUUCCCUUGCUGAUGCAUAUGCAUUUUUCAGUAUGCUUACUUCCUUGUGUUUCCUCAACCAGAGCUCUAACAGGAACCAUUUCUGUUGUUUCUAUGAGGGAGUUCAUGCAGGAAACGUUCGUUCUUAUGCAUUUCCUUUAUGGUUCCAUGUUAACCCAUUCUUAAAGCUCUGUAAAUGUUAAGAUGCAUGGUACUUGUUUAUUCAGAGCAUGGCUUUGGUCAUAUUCACAACCCUGAAGCAUGUUGCUUAUUAUGCUGCUGUUCUGUUUGGGGACAGCUAAACAUUGGCAUGGUUAACGUUUUUCUUUCUUCAGACAUUGGAACUACUGUAUAGAAUCACCAACGGGCAGAAUGUCACUGUCAUAGUACAGAAGAUGCUUGACUACCUUACUCAAAGUAAGGAGGAGUAUACCAUCAUCAACAUAGUUGGCAAAAUAGCAGAAUUAGCUGAAAAAUAUCCUUUGAAUGCAUCUGGAAUGGUUACGUCAUGAGUGUAUUGCUUCUCCUAAAUGUGCAUUAGUAAGCUUUAAGAAAACACUGCAGAGAAUUGCUGUAUGGUUGUGGAAGUUCAGUUUUCCUUAAUGUUUCCUGACACAUAUGCUCCUGACAAUGAAUGGUUCAUCCAGACUAUGAAUGCAGUAUUUUCCGUAGGAGGAGAUAAAAUGCACCCUGACAUCCCAAACAGCUUCUUGCAGCUCCUUGCUGAAGGUGAGCAUAAUAUACAAAAUUAAGUAGCGGAAGUAGGGAGUAGUGUCAUUUGUCUUUUAUGGAGAAAACACACACACACACAUCGCGAAAGAGAAAUAUAUUGUGAUGUCCUUUCUAGGUUUUGAAGAUGCAAAGGAAGAUAGCCAGCUGCGACUUCAUGCUGUCCAGUCCUAUCUUGCGCUGCUAGAGGAUGAAAAUGCAGUUUAUCCACAGAAAUUCCUUCAAGUAAUGAGUUGGGUAAGAAAAGACACAGAUUAGAAAGGAAAGAUGGGAAUUGUAGGGGCGCGGGUGGCGCUGUAGGGACGCGGGUGGCGCUGUGGGUUAAACCACAGAGCCUAGGACUUGCUGAUCAGAAGGUCGGCGGUUCAAAUCCCCGCGACAGGGUGAGCUCCUGUUGCUCGGUCCCUGCUCCUGCCAACCUAGCAGUUCGAAAGCACCUCAAAGUGCAAGUAGAUAAAUAGGUACCACUCUGGUGGGAAGGUAAACGGCGUUUCCAUGCGCUGCUCUGGUUUGCCAGAAGCGACUUAGUCAUGCUGGCCACAUGACCCGGAAGCUGUACGCCGGCUCCCUCGGCCAAUAAAGCAAGAUGAGCAUCGCAACCCCAGAGUCGGUCAUGACUGGACCUAAUGGUCAGGGGUCCCUUUACCUUUACCUUUAUGGGAAUUGUAGGUACAGCAUAGGCAAUUGAAAUUUGAGUUGUGAUAAUAUUUUAAGGGAAGUUGAGACAUGGUUGUCUGUGUGUAAAUGGUCAUUUGUUUCACACAGUGACAGGAUGCUGUUCUUUUAUUUAGCUGUCGGCAGGGGGCAUCAUUGGGCCAAGGUUAAGCGCUUCAUAAUUCCACUGAUUUCACUGUGAGACUUAAGCAUGUGUUUCCGCUUCUCACACCUCCAGCAUUAAAUUGCCGAAUUCCCAGCAUGGCUGAAAAGUGAUAAACUGAAACUAAGAGGGCUGCUGCCUUGCUAGAGGAGUGGUCUUCAUGCUUUUCUAAGAAGCUUGAGUUUCCAAAAAAAGGAAGUCCUUCUGUUUUGCACUGAUAAGAUUAAAAUUUGUGUGGUUUUUAUUUUUUUAAGGACCAGGAACAAGAAGGUUUGUGAGAAAACCCCCCAAAUCUAUUUUUUUUAAUAUCCUUUGUUUCAUAGAUCAUGAUUUUUCAAGGGCUGAGACAGUUCUUUCACACCUAGGGACAAGUGUUUCUGUGUUUGACAGCUGCAUGCUUAAUUAUUAUUUUUAAAAAUAAAUUAUAACAAUCAUAUGCCACCCAAUAAAAUGUGACAUUUUUAGUAACCUGUUCCAUGAUCAGUUUUCAGUAUGGUUGGCAACCUGUGGUUUUUCAGUAGAUUGCCUUGUUUUUACUAGACAACUACAUUUCUGAGGUCAGCUUGUAUGACCAAUAAGAAACAAGAAGUUGCCUUAUACCAAAUCAGAUCAUUGGUUCAUCUGGCUCAGAAUUGUCAAGACUGACUGGCAGCAUCCCUGCAGGACUUCAGAGAGGGAUUGUGUGAAAUCAUUAUGCCUUUUGUAACUACACUGUGACUUGUUUUUAACUUUGUUUUGAAAAUAUUUGCUGCUGAAUGUUCUCAGUGGGACUGCAGUCAUGUACUUUGAGCUGUGUUAAAUUCUGCAGACCUAGGACUUUGACAUUGAAACCUGCUUGUUUCCUCCUCUGGGUCCAGUAAAAUUUCUUUCUGCCAUUCUGGGUUGCUUAAGAAAGUUUUGAGGAUAAAAGUUUGUGUUUCAGCUCAGGUGUCGGCUUAUUGCACAUCUUAUUAAUUUAUCUGCAAACUCUGUGGGGUUUUUUUGUUCUGAAAUUCAGAUUUCCUUCUGCACACCUCAGUGGCUUUUUCUACGCCCUUGACUUUUUCUGUGCUUUUGCACAAAUGCAAGACACGGAGACGAAUUUUCAUUUCCUCAUUGCUCAUAGCCUUCAUAUGCUGAUCAUGGUGUUUAUAACUGUCCUCCGACAGGUGUUGGGGGAAUAUGCGUACCUUAUGAAGAACGUGGAUCCAGAAGUUGUCUUGGCGAGUUUGCAUAGGAUACUUAGGAACAAUGCCUCUCCUGAAACCAAAGCCUGGAUCGUGGCUGCAGCCACUAAAAUAGCUUCUCAUACCACCUGUUCAAAAACUGUUGAAAAACUUAUCAUGGAAUUCAGUACCUCCUUGGAUACUUGCAUGAGGCAGUAUGCCUUUGAAUUAAAGCAUCUGUAUGAAAACAAAGAAUUGAUGAAGCAACUGUUUCCUGUUGAUGCUAGUUGCAAGGACGUAGUGGUGAGUUAAUGACAUCGCAUCUCUGUGUGUGUUGUUGCUUCAUCCUUGGGAUCUGAAUGUUUCUUCAGAACACAGUGGAGAGGAGAGUACCAUGUUUCUAAAUCUUGUGCAAACAUUACAGACAGUUUGAACCUAUAUAGAGGCAUCUCACUUCCACUGUGAGUAGCAAGAUCUCAUAGCCUUUUUGAAUAGAAGCUAAUGGAUAAUGUUCGGCUUUUAUGUCAGGCAACAUGCUAGGAUUGCUCCCUUCUGAUUUCUUAACUGCACCAGUGAGGCUGGGGUGAAAAAAAACACUCACUUGGAGUAUUUAAUUGUUAUAGUAGUUAAGAGCAAAUUUAGAUGGUGGGAUGGUAUUUUCUUAAGAGGCUGAUAACUGAAUAAUCAUCACCUUUUGACCUCUCCCCCUAAUUCAUUGCAGGUAGAUGCUUCCUUAUCUUUCUUAGAUGGAUUUGUAGCAGAAGGACUGGAUCGUGGUGCAGCGCCAUAUAAACCUCAUCACCAAAGACAAGAGGAGAAGCUGUCUCAGGAAAAAGGUAACUGCGUGUUUUCUUUUCCUGCAAAUGCUAGCCAGUAUAGUCCUAGGACAAGCAUAUGUUUAAUGUGACUGCAUGGAAAGUUUAGGGGGGAAACUCCCCCAGUGGUUUUGCACCUUGUUCCAUGAUGAGUAUGCAUCAGAGAGACAAUGCCUUUUUGGGGUGGGGGGGAGGUACCGUAUUUUUCGCUCCAUAAGAUGCACUUUUUUCUUCCUAAAAAGUAAGGGAAAAUGUCUGUGAGUCUUAUGGAGCGAAUGUGUGGUCCCUGGAGCCGAAUUGCCCAGGGGAGAAAAAGCAGAUCAUGCUCUUUUCUUUUUUUUUGAAAGAGGGAAGGGGGUGUUGAAAGGAAGCAGCUGAUCGGCAAGCAAUCGGGAGGGAGAUAAGGUUGCUGGUAAAGGAGGCUGCCAGGGGAGGGGGGAGGUAAAAGCCCAUGGAUCCUUAGGAUUUUUGUGUUGGGUCACCCCAAAUUCACCAUCAGAUCCCAUAGCUUGUCCAUGGCUAUAGCCUGCACCAAAAAAAUCACACAUCCACUGUUUCGUGGGGCGCAAAAACGUGGUUACAAAGCACGGAUCCACAUGGAUUCUCAGGAUUUUUGCAUUGGGCUACCCCAAACUCACCGUCAAAUCACAUGUAUGUGGCCAUAGAAUGAACCACAAAAAUCAUACAUCUACUGUUUCGUUCAGAAUAGUUUUUUUCUUGUUUUCCUCCUCUAAAAACUAGGUGUGUCUUAUGAUCAGGUGCGUCUUAUGGAGUGAAAAACACGCACCUUUCCCCCCCCUUGCAAUUAUCAGCAUGCAUGGCCAACAUUUUGGGAUUGGGAUGAGAUUCUGUCAAAUAUGUUAAGUUACAGAUCUAGACAGGGAUAGGUGGUCUUUCAAGUAAGCUGCUCUCAAGCUUUUCAGGGCCCUACGGUGUUGGCAGUGUGAUUUCCAUAGUAGCCAACCUAUGAUCCUGCAAUGAAACAUGCUUUUACCAGACCUCAAAUAUUGCAAAAUGCAGACACUCAUAAGAACAGCCUGCUGGAUCACUCCAGUGGUCUGUCCAGUCCUGUUCUCACAGUGGCCAAGCCACUCUCCACUUCAUGAAUUGCUAUAUGAAUUGCUCCAUGACGAGCAGCUAUUGGAGUUUGCCUUCCCCAUUAAAUGCUUGUUGCUCUUUAAUGUUUAGUCAAGUGGUUUUAAAUGUGAAGAAUAGCUUGAUUAUAUUGUAUAGUCUAUUGCAAUAUUUGAUAUGCACAUCUAUUUAAUAAAGAUGCUUUCUGUUAAAACUGGUAUUUUAGAACUGUCGCUUUUGUAGGCCUCUUUUCAGAAUAGAUUCCGUCUUGAAUUCAAAAUGUGCUGUAUUUCUGAAAAACACAAGGGUUUCACUAAUUACUGGUAUUUAAUAUUAAGAUGCUGAAUGUGGAAUAUUCUUGUCAGAACAUCAUCAUCAGUGACGCAGAUUACAGGAGAGGCAGGCUGUUCUCUAAUAUUUUUAAAUCUGGUCUUCUGUUUUGAUGAGUAAUUUUCCAUCUUUUCAGCUCUGAAUUUUGAACCUUAUGGACUAUCACUUUCCCAGAGCUUCUCAGCGUCUGGUUUUACUGGCAGACAAUCUCCAACUGGACUUUCUCUGGGGUCUGACAUCUCUGUUAAUAGUGCUGAGACUGGACAGAAGGAGUGAGUAUCUCUUAUCGCUUCAGCAAUGACUUAAUAUGUAGUUGAGUUCCCUGUCUGUUCUUAUCUUGCUAUUUGUAUAGGGAAAUGCUGGCUCUGCGGAAAAAAGCAAUUGCCUUUCUGGCCUAGUAAGCAAAAAUGCCAUUUCACCAACAAUAAUUCAUUGCUAGGUUGGCCUCUCCCCCCCCCCCCCAUACUGCAUUAGCUGGAUUGUAUUAAUUCACAUCACAUCUGCAUUUUAUUUAAUAUUGAAAUGAAAUGCAUAAAGUCCCAGGGUUUAACACCUGAACUAUAAGCUGCAUUUAGAAUUUUAGUUCUGUAAGAUCCAAACUUCAUGGGAAGUCUAUGAUUUGGUUCCCCAACACUUUUUAUUUAAAAGUAAUAAUAAUAAUAAUAAUAAUUUAUUAUUUGUACCCCGCCCAUCUGGCUGGGUUUCCCCAGCCACUCUGGGCGGCUUCCAUAGAAACAAAAAAUACAGUAAAAUAUCACAGAUUAAAAGCUUCCCUGAACAGGGAAUGCCUUCUAAAUGUCAGGUAGUUAUUUAUCGCUUUGACAUCUGAUGGGAGGGCGUUCCACAGGGCGGCCGCCACUACCGAGAAGGCCCUCUGCCUGGUUCCCUGUAGCUUUGCUUCUCGCAAUGAGGGAACUGCCAGAAGUAGCUGUGUUGGGCUCUCAGUUAUAUUGCACCUGCCAUGCUGAGAGCUGACUCUUCUCCUCAUGCUAUUACAGUGGUACCUUGGGUUAAGAACUUAAUUCGUUCCGGAGGUCCGUUCUUAACCUUAAACUGUUCUUAACCUGAAGCACCACUUUAGCUAAUGGGGCCUCCUGCUGCCGCCACGCCGCCAGAGCACGAUUUCUGUUCUCAUCCUGAAGCAUGGUUCUUAACCCAAGGUACUAUUUCUGGGUUAGCGGAGUCUGUAACCUGAAGCGCAUGUAACCUGAAGCGCAUGUAACCUGAAGCGUAUGUAACCCGAGGUACCACUGUAUUCUUGUUCACCCCAGUGGGAAAAAUACAGUGUUGUACCCAACUGAGUUCUACUCAGAGUAGGACCACUGAAAUUAAUAUACCUAAGUUAGUCAUGCCUAUUUAUUUUGAUGGCUCUACUCUGAGCAGGAUUAACUUUGGCUGCAACCCACAGAUAUCACAAGGGGCAACCAAUUAGGUCAGGCUUUGCCAACCUGGUGCCUUCCAAAUGUUUUGGACUACAACUCCCAUCAUCCCCAACCAGCACUGGAUGAUGGGAGUUGUAGUCCAAAAAAAACAAACCUGGAGGGACCAGGUUGACAAAGCCUGGAUUAGGUUACAUCUUCAGCUUGUUCAACAUAGGAAAAUUGGGUUUCUGAAAGACUUUACAAGAAUAGACUGACUCUUCGGAAGCACUUUGAGUGACUCCUCCUGAUCACUGUGUUGACUUUUCCUGAUUGCAAAUUCUUUAGGGCCAACAGUCUGAAGCUAGAUGGAGUGAAGAAACUAUGGGGGAAAGAAGGCUACCUCCCCAAGAAGGAAAGCCAAGCAGAAAAAGAAGACAACGCCAAGUCUGUUCUGGAAGGCAGUCCGUUUGCAGAGCAUAUUGUUGGCAGCUUUCCAUUCCAACCUGAGCAAGAAAUGACUGGUCCCUUGGAGGGAGAGGAAGAGAAGCGUCAACUGGCGUCAACACUCUUUGUUGGCUUAGGGUCUCAAAGCAGCAUCAGUCUGGUAUGGCAGCUAAUUGCGUUUCAUAGGAGGGGCUGGGCCACCCUUUAAAGGAUAUGUCCCCAAACUUCCAAGCAUGUGUUCUGAGCUCUCACCCUGCUUACUACACAUUUUGUGACAUGUGAACAGGGUCCAAGUUUGGAAGAUCCAUUAUUUUUCUUUGGUGUGUUCAAUAGUGCGUUCUCCUUGAAAUCUGUCCCCCGGCCUGCAUUGCAAAAGUAUUUUGAAGUUGAGGGGAGUUGCGAAAGUAGCAAUCCGCUGCAGGAGCCAGCUGUUCAAUAAGAAAAAAUCCAGGCAGUCUGUUGAGUUUGUGCAACCCCCUGGCGUACCCCAAAGAUUCUGCUUGGAUUCUGGCUGAAUGCCUGAAAGUCCCUCCCACUAAGUGUGUUCAUGCAAGUCCCAUGAUUUGCAUCUCUUGGCCUUCUACAGUUUGGAAACCCCCUUUUUUCCACGGAAGAGAAACAUUAGCCAAGUACAUGCCUUACUGUUUCCCUUUUCUCUGUGGCUUUUUAUAUCCUCCACCAGUUUAACAGCCACAGCAUGGAUAUUAAUAUGCAGGAUUAGCAUCCCAAAGGGGUAAGAUUGUAUUGCCUUGUUGCCAUGUUGCAACAACCAGUGACCCUAAACGGCAUGUGAGUUAACAUCCCCUUUGCUGAGUAAGUUGGCUUGACCUCCCCUGACAUGAGUCCUCAGAAAAUCCUUCCAAAACUAUGAAAGCAACACCUGUACAGUCGUACCUUGAUUUUUGAACAGCUUAGUUCUCAAACGUUCUGGCUCCCGAAUAUUGCAAACCCGGAAGUGAGUGUUCCGGUUUGUGAACUGUUUUUGGAAACCGAACAUUCAAUGGGGCUUCCACAGCUUCCGAUUGGCUGCAGGAGCUUCCUGCAGCCAAUCAGAAGCCGUGCUUUGGUUCCCAAACAUUUUGGAAGUUGAAAGGAUACAAAGGUACGAGUGUAUUUUCUUAUUCCUGUAAGACACUGGUCUUUCAGUUAAUAGGCUGGGAUCCCAUAACUGGCUUGUGCCCCUAUCAAAAUGUGGGUGGUGAUACCACUACCUAUAUUUUUUUUAAUGUUCCAAAGAGAAGGGGAGUGAGAGGGGAAUAACAGAGUGGAAGAAGAGAGAGCACACAGAAAAAGGAGAAAAAACACAUAUGAUCAAAUUAAGACAUGCUGAGUCCCUGAGCUAUGCUAGGUUUAAGAGGCCCUGUAGCAGUACGUCUUCACCACCUCUGGUGUGUAUUCUAACAGAAAGGACAAUGACAAUAGAAAUAGUAAAGUUUUAUAUUUCCAUUCAUAGAGGUCCAUAGGCGAGGCAGCAACUAACAGUCUGUCUAAAGCAUAUUUUGCAAUAAGACAGUUUGCAUAUGAAAUACCUUCACAUGGCAAUACUUUAUGAUUUCCUACUUAGCAUAUGUGAAAAUGUUUAAUUCAGUUUGUUGUAUCCUGCCCCACUUUUUUUUUAACCAAUUAUGUAAAAUUUGAAAUUUGUGGGUCGGGGGGGAGGUGUGUGCAUUUAGAACCCCAUCAUAAUCUGAAGCCCUAAGAUGCAACUUAUUCACCCUGUGCAUAAAGGUGGCUCUGGAGUCUGAAAAAGUUGCAAUGUACUACCUGAAACAGUAGGCUGUACCCAAAUUUGUGUGUUCCCCCCUCCUUCCCUGAAUUAACAUACAUUUUCUGUGUCCUUUUAAAACUAAGAUGGGCAAGCGAGACUCCACAGCUCAGAAGCUCCGAAGGAAAUCAAAAACAAGCAAAACCCAAAAUAGUGAGGAAUCAUCCAGUAUCGAAAGUGCUGCUGGCCCUUCCCUCUGCUCUUUUCCUGAUGGGAUAUCUAGGAACAAGAACAUCUUCCAAAACAAUGGACACCUAAGAUUAAGGAAAUCUUCACUGAGUUCCGCUGGAACUUCUGAAUCAAAGGUGGUACUUGAUAGGUCUCAUUCUCUGCCGGAAGCUGAACUGAAUGAGAAGCUUUUGGGUCACAGACUUUCAUUGUCCUCUCUGUUUGCGGAUGGCAAUAUGGAAGUUUUCCAGCCUUCUCCAAGUGCUCAGGCUACGGCCCCCCAGCAACUCUCUUUGAUGCCUUACUUACCAGAAGAAGCAGCCAAACACCCUCAUUCGGAAAUCGUAGAGCUCUGCAGCAACGAAACACUGGUUUUGUCCUCUUGUAAAAUCUGGAAAGAUGACUCUGUCCUACUCUUCUUAUUUCUUGCCAACAAAAGCACUUGCAUACUUAAAGCUGUGAAUCUGGAAUUUGAGCACGCAGAACAUUUUAAGGUAACAUGAGCAGUAGCUACAAGUUGGACCACAUAACUCUUUGGGUCCCUUCUGACUCUACAGUUCUGUAAUUCUAUUAAGUUUACCACUGCUUUUCCUUUAAAAGAAAUCUUGGCGGUGGUGAUAUUAAAAUACUUGUAAACCUCUUGGCUCUCCCCCCCCCCUCCUGUUUUAUUGUAGAUUUCAGAAAGCCUUGGUUGCCACUUCGCUGCGGUAGAAGCUCAGAGCAUGGAAAGCUUCCAGACGUGUGUCGAGAUGGAGGGGCUGUGCUCUUCGGAGACGCUCUCUGGGUCCAUCAGUUACUUUCUAGAGUCUGAUGCACUCCUCAGAUUUUCUGUAACUUUAGAACUGUUGGAUUUUAUCAGGUACCUACGCGAAAUAGCUGGGAACAAAUGAAGUGUUUUAAAGCAAAUAUUAAUUUGAAUUCACUUGCUAUGCUUUAUCUUGUUUGUAAUAUUUUGUCAUAUCUCAUGCUUAUGCACACACACACACACACACAGAGAGAGAGAGAGAGAGAGAGAGAGAGAGAGAGGCUCUUUUGUUUCUCAGACUCUUCAUUAUCAAAAACUUGUGGUGCUUCCUAGGUAAUUUGAAACAUAUGAGUGUAGAGAGGAGAGGGCAUGGGGGGAAAAAUCAUUUAAGGGUCUUCCCCACUCUAAAAGUGGAAGGGAAACCAUGUCUGUUUCUCUGGUACUUCUGAUCUCCAUAUGCAUGUCCUCAGAGUGUAAAAAGACAACUUGUAGACUGCCUUUUUGCUGUCUCAACUAGAUCCCAUAUCUGUGCUAGAGGAUGUCAGUCCAGUACAUUUAAGGAACAGCCCAGCUGACAAUUUUAAUGGAAUCUUGUUUAGGUUGACAAUUUCAGGCUGCAGGAUAGUGUGAAAAUACUUCAUGGUGGGGCAGAAAGUUUUGUUUUCAUUGUCUUCUUGGGAACAGCUUUCUCUUCUAAGUACAUAUUGCAAAAUCUGCUUCUAUUUCAUAUUGCAUUUUCAGGCCAAUGAAAAUGAGCACUGAUGAAUUUGGAAAACUGUGGCUCUCCAUUUCGAAUGAUGUCAAACAAAACCUAAAGAUGACAUCAUCUCAGGGAUCUUUGUCAGCCGUCCUAAGCAUUUUGCAGCAAAAGCUGAACCUACAUAUAGUUGAUAUCAUAGGUAAGUAGCUUGGGAUUUCUUUAGAUUUGUAUCAAGGAUGAUCCUAGGCAGGCAGUGAAACAGGCCAGUUAUAACCAGGGUCAACCCUUGUUCACCAGAAGCCAGUUCUCAUUUGCAAGGUGAUGACCCUAUUAUCUUUGUCACAAUGUAUUUUGAUGAUCUGCAGGAUACUUCGUUCUUGGAAAGUGGACUUGAUCACACCAACUGCGUGCCAAAAAAACUGGUUCUUAAUUGAUCACAUUGUCUUGUGCCAAACCCAGACUGAUUUUUUUUUAUUGAUAACCUGCUUUGUACAGAACUGUAGGAAUGUAUUGUGGAUGAAAUUACGAUGACAUUAAUAAGGGAAAAAACCCAAUUUUUCCUCCCUUUAGGUAGUGAGGGAAUAGCAUCAUGCCGACUGCUUCCAUCCGUCCCCUGUUUACUGCAUUGCCGUGUCCAUGCUGGGAUGCUGUCGCUGUGGUUCAGAUCCCAUUGUCCGGCUCUUCCAGACUGUUUACUUUAUCAGUGUCAAAAGGUGAUGGAAGAAUCCUGA
Molecule: messenger RNA, 23270 nt
Organism: Podarcis lilfordi (Lilford's wall lizard)
Lineage: Eukaryota; Metazoa; Chordata; Lepidosauria; Squamata; Lacertidae
Source: the annotation of a GenBank genome assembly